AUGGAGUAUUUAAUGGAGCAGUUGGCAUGGGAAGAUUUGGAGUUGAUGGUGGUUCAGGCGUGGCUAAUCUGGACUCAAAGGAAUAGAGUGAUACACGGUGGGAAAUUUCAUGACCCAGACCAGGUGCAACAGCCAAGUCAAGAUUCAUGGAAGCCUCCUCUACCUUCGGUGUAUAAAUUAAACUUUGAUGCCAUUGUGUUCUCUGGUUUGGAUAGGUCUGGGUUUGGAGCAGUGAUUAGAAAUGACAAAGGGGAAGUUAUGGCUGCAAUGUUAGCCAAGGGACCAUCGGUUUUUUGUAGUGAAGAAGUGGAGCUCCUUGCAUUCAUGCAAGCUAUAUCCUCUCCAAAUGAAGAUGAGUCGUUGAUGGGUAAUGUGGUAGGUGACAUCCAGCAGAUGCUUAAAGGGCAGCAUUGGGGGAAUGUUGAGUUUACAAGAAGGGGAGGAAACAAAGUGGCUCAUGUGUUAGCUCAAUAUGCAAAAAAUAUAAUAGAUGACUAG
Messenger RNA from Quercus lobata, 498 nucleotides. RefSeq lists its product as uncharacterized. NCBI's taxonomy places the organism in Eukaryota, Viridiplantae, Streptophyta, Magnoliopsida, Fagales, Fagaceae. Bases 1 to 498 code for a protein of 165 amino acids. Gene Ontology annotation, molecular function: nucleic acid binding; RNA-DNA hybrid ribonuclease activity. The record is from RefSeq and is a predicted model, not a curated record. The transcript has 3 exons.